Cuscuta campestris is the source of this 835-nucleotide messenger RNA. Lineage: Eukaryota; Viridiplantae; Streptophyta; Magnoliopsida; Solanales; Convolvulaceae. The record is from the annotation of a GenBank genome assembly.
CACUCAUUGUUUUUUGUUGGAUGGCUAGAUAUUUCUUUUUUUUGAAUGAAAUGUCACCCUCUUCUCCUUCUUAUAUUUGCGAUUAGGACAAAGUAGGACGACCCGAAUCCGUCACGUUUUAUUCCGAUCCUGAAUUUUAUGGGACAAACCGGGAUUAGAUUGUAAUCCGAACCGUUCCGGACCGUUUAUAUAUAAUGGGACAAGACGUGAGACAACCUAAAAUCCGAACCGUCCCAAUCCGUGCCCACCCCUAGCGUCAUCCUUAGUGAGAUCGGGGUCUUCAAAUGAGAGCUACUUGGGUAAGUGAGAUAGGCACAAAGGAUGCACCCCUCGCCUUAGAUCCGAGAGCAAAUAGUUCACGUCGUGGAAGACGGAUAUAUAGGAGUGCGUCGAGAUGGACGGCUUACCUCGGCCUCGCGAAUAAUAUCGUCGCGGACGAUUUGGAGCGCCUCGCGGCCUCGCGGGGAGGGCUUACCUCGGCCUCGUAGAAGAGGAAAAAAGGAUUGCAUCGUGAGAGACAGAUGAGAGUGCGUCGCGGUGGACGUCUUACCUUGACCUCAUAGAAGAGGAUAAAAGAUCACGUCGUGGAAGACGGAUGGGAGUGCGUCGCGGUGGACGUCUUACCUCGGCCUUGCGAUAUUAUCAUCGCGGACGAUCUUCAACACCUCGUAGAGAGGUUUUACCCGAUCUUGCUAAGGAAUGAACAAAUGAGCUGGAUCUGAGCCGUGCCAUGAGGCAGGUCACUGACCUGUGUGGCGUGUUAGAUUAAGCUUCACACGCGUCCCACACCAAUGCUUAAAGUGUUGAACACAAAGGGCCUGUUCUUUUGGACUUG